UUCCUACAGUGGUUCGAAGAAGGAUGCGCGCACUAGCCUGGAAGGUUCACUGACUUCCCGGGUCCUCUGCUCUGCAGUUGAGGUGUCAGGUUUCAAUCCUCCCAGGGGCCCGGGACGUCGCAGCGUGCACCGUGCGGCGGCCGCCUCCGCCUCCACGCCUCAACUAAGGCAGCUGGCAAAAGCUAGUCUCAGACGCGCGGCCGCGCACUCGGCGCCGCGGCGGAGGCUGCUUCUGAGCUGCACUGGCUGGGCGCGCUGGGAGGCGGCGAUCGCAGCUGGGCCGGGACUUCCUUCCUUCACCGCUGGACAACAAAACAAGCAGGCAGCAGGCACCAAGCUCUUGGCCGCUGUCUGGGCGGGAGGCGCAGCAAUGGGGUCGGUGCUGAGCAGCGACAACGGAAAAUCCGCGCCCGCCUCGGCCACCCCACGGGCCCUGGAGCGCAGGGGGGACCCCGCGCUGCCCGUCACGUCCUUCGACUGCUCCGUAUGCCUCGAAGUGUUGCACCAUCCCGUCCGGACCCGCUGUGGCCACGUAUUCUGCCGUUCCUGCAUUGCUACCAGUCUAAAGAACAAUAAGUGGACCUGUCCUUAUUGCCGGGCAUAUCUUCCUUCAGAAGGCGUUCCAGCAACUGAUGUAGCCAAGAGAAUGAAAUCCGAGUUCCAGAAUUGCACAGAGUGUGACACUCUGGUUUGCCUCAGCGAAAUGAGGGCACACAUACGAACAUGUCAAAAGUACAUUGAUAAGUAUGGACCACUUCAAGAACUUGGGGAGACAGCAACAAGGUGUAUAUGUCCAUUUUGUCAGAGGGAAUUGGAUGAAGACAGCUUGCUGGAUCAUUGCAUUACUCAUCAUAGAUCAGAAAGGAGACCUGUGUUCUGUCCACUUUGCCGUUUAAUACCUAAUGAGAAUCCAGGCAGCUUCACUGGCAGCUUAAUAAGACAUUUGCAAGUCAGUCACACUUUGUUUUAUGAUGAUUUCAUAGAUUUUAAUAUAAUUGAGGAAGCUCUUAUCCAGAGGGUCUUAGACCGGUCACUUCUGGAAUAUGUGAAUCACUCGAACACCACAUAAUUUUAUUAAAAGGAAAGGGAAGGAGGCUAUACAAUUGCACCGUUUUUUUAAGCUGCUGCUUGAAGAAUUGGAGGGAAACUCUUAAUGUUUAAUGGGCCGAAAAGUGUGCAAUGUAAUUAUAUGUUUGUCAUGUUUAUUGUUAUAUUGCUUUUUUAAACUGCUUUCAUUUUGACAGUUUAGGUCUGUUUUACAUUUUUGAGUUUCUUAGACACUUAACAGCAGAAAAUAGUCUCCAUCAGCCAUUAAUAUAUGAAAGAGACCAUAAGGCUGGUUGUGGGUGAAGCAUCUUUAUUUGCAAAUUAGGUGACAUUGUGUGUAAUGCAGCCAUGAUAACUGCCCUCAUAGUUGGGCAAGAUAACUAAUCUUUGUUCUAUAUAAAAAGAUGGAGAGUGAAAUAAAGUGUAGACAUUCAAGGAAAUAUGAAAUCUGUUGCAGGGCUCAUGAUCUAAUCGCUAAUAGAAUAACAUGAAUAACCUUGUAUCAUAGUAGGAAAGGAAGAUUUUGGAAGUCAACACAUCCAUUUAACCAAAUUGUAUAAUACUGUAGCAAAGUAAAUUUCAUGUUGGGAAUGUAUACUCACACUUAGCUCUUUGACUUUUUAUAACUAUACACACAUAAGAAUUUAAUAUUAUAUUUUUCAAAUAUUUGUAGUUUAUCAUUUAGAAAUAUUUCUUUACACAGGCAACUUCUUACCAACCAUCUGCUGAUAUUUAGAGUAGAAGUAUGCACAUCUAUAAUUUUUGGUGGGAAACCCUAAGGGCUUUGAUUUUUUUUUUUUUAAUUUUCUUCUCUUAGAAAAAUUAUAAAAUUAACAAAUAUUAAAAACCAAACAAAAACUGUAUAGCUCAUUACAUUAUUAUAAGGAAACAUUCUUUUAGAACUCUGCCACCAACCUGGGAUGUCCUCUGUGUGUGUGUGAUCUGUCACAGUUAACCCUCUUCCUCAGCUCCACAAAAGUAACCACUACAUGGAUUUCAGUGGUACUCCCUUCCUUGUAUUUUCUUUCUUAUUUAAAAUCUUUCUUUCUUAUUAAAAUCUCUACACACUAGCUUGUAAUCUUAUCUAUUUAAAAUUGCUUUAUUAGAUAGAUCUUUUAUGUCUCUUUUUAAUCUACAGAUUCCUCCUUCUUUCUUUUCCUUAAAUUUUACCUGGUCUUAGAAAUUCCCCACUGUCUGUAUUUUGUUAAUUGCAUACUCAUGGCACAAUUUAGCAUGUUAUUCUGUCCUCUGGAUAGUGACAUGGAUCCAGAGGUUUGAGCAGACUCAGGUUCAGCCUUCUGCACAGACUGUAGGUCAUGGUGUCUUCUUUCAUUAGAGGGCACAGAAUGUCCGAUUCUCUCUUUUUGUGACAUCAGCUGAAAUUGAUACUCAAUGCCUAGAUCCAUUGAUUUGUUGUGGGUUGGAGAAUAUUCUAUCAUUUAUUUUUCAUUUAUUAGUUGGGACCUUUUUAUAAAGAGGUAUUUCCCUGCAUCUACUAUUUGGUUAACCAGUGGUCAUGUUCAUAUAGGAAGGGAAAAAUAAAUACUUGAAUUUUCCCCUUUAUUUACCAAUUUUCCAGACAAACUUGUUUUUUAUCAUCCUCUAUAGAUUUCCCCCUUUGCUAAAAGUAUCGUGAGCUCAUGGGGUCAAACAUAGGCUUUAUUCCAUUUUGAGUAUUACGUUAUUAAAGAUCAAAUUGUCCUAUCUUUGAUCAUUGGGAGCCUUAUCAAGUUGGCUCUGAGUCCUUUUGGCACUACUGCAGCAGUCUUUAAUAGCUUCCAUGUAGUCUUGGAUGACAAGGUAUUCCAGGCUCAACUUGUAUGUUUCCUGCCCCAGUCCUGAAGUCAGCCAUUUUUCUAAGAAGCCUGAUUACUUUCAGUGAGAAAUAAUGCUUCAAAAGCAUAAUUGGGGCUGUUAAGUUCAUUGCAGUUAGAUUGGUCAUUGUUUCUAGAGGAGAGCUAGGAAAUAAUCUUUUUCUUUUUUUUUUUUAAGGUAAAACAAUUUAUGAGUUUAUUUUGAUACUUCCAACCCAAAUUGACUACUACAGGGUAUUUGUCUAAUCUUUUCUACUAUAUCUGUGUCUUUUAUUUUUCUAUACUGAGAAUCCUGGUUUUCAAGGAGAUAGGAGUAUCCCACAAUUACCCGUUUCCUUCAUCUGCCUUACAAAUGCAGCAGUCUCAGAAUAAUAGUACUAAUACAACCGCCACCAAUACGAUAACUGGAACAAUUAAAAAUGCUUUUUAGGAGUUCCUGUUAUGGCUUAACAGGUUAAGAACCCAACAUAGUGUCCGUGACGAUGCU
This is a messenger RNA of Phacochoerus africanus (Common warthog), 3348 nucleotides long. It is a transcript of the gene RNF125, whose product is annotated as ring finger protein 125. Gene Ontology annotation, molecular function: ubiquitin protein ligase activity. The record is from RefSeq and is a predicted model, not a curated record. The transcript is spliced from 6 exons. Gene Ontology annotation, biological process: protein polyubiquitination; ubiquitin-dependent protein catabolic process. Lineage: Eukaryota; Metazoa; Chordata; Mammalia; Artiodactyla; Suidae. The coding region runs from base 371 to 1069 and encodes 232 amino acids.